CUCUCAGGGCAUCAAGAGGUCCUUUAGCCACCACUACUGCUCAGUCAGUCACAUUGCAUUGGAUCGAUAUGAUCUUCUGAACAGCCCUAACUCAUCAACUUUCAUUAUCAUUUGUAUUAUUCUAUCAGUACAUCAACUGCUGCCACCAGAUUCACACAAGAAGACAAAAUAAUAUCAUCCCAGGUUGGGAAGUAACAUUAUUUUAUAUUCUGGCUUUUUGAUGUUUUAAAACUGACAGCAUCAUUCCCAGCUUUGAAGACUUGGACAUUCGUACCCAGAACCUGCUCCUUACACUGCACCAUCCUGGAGGGAUAUUUAAGAGGCUGUGCAGGGAACUGGCUCUUGGCUAUUAUUUUAUUAUUGGAGCUACGGGUUUUUUCCGGAGAGGCUGACUGAGUUCUAGCUGCUGUAGUUUGGUUACUACCCAGUGGACUGUACGCUGGGACUCAGCUGCUUGGCCAAGGGUGAUGGGCGGAGAGAACCGCGGGAGCUCCCGGGACUAGUAGCAGCAACGUUUCACGUUCUUCUGGCACCAGCUGGCCGCUCUCACACACUCCCAGGACCUGGAUUUGCAGCCGAUACUACUGCCCUCUCCCAGGAAUUAUAGCCUAAAGCCUAAACUCAGCGCUCCACAAUGAGCUACAUCACUUCAGUGCUUGGUUAUCUGUAUUUACACUUGUUUGUCAUCUGCUUACAAGCUCAGGUAACUGUUCAGUCCCCACCUAAUUUUACACAGCAUGUGAGGGAGCAGAGCCUGGUGACAGAUCAGCUGAGUCGGCGGCUUAUCCGGACCUACCAGUUGUACAGUCGGACCAGUGGAAAGCAUGUGCAAGUGUUGGACAAUAAGAAAAUCAAUGCGAUGGCAGAGGAUGGAGAUCCACAUGCCAAGUUAAUUGUGGAAACAGACACUUUUGGAAGCAGAGUUCGUAUUAAAGGUGCAGAGAGUGGUUAUUACAUCUGCAUGAAUAAGAAAGGAAAACUGAUUGGAAAGACAAAUGGAAGAGGCAAGGAUUGUGUCUUCACUGAGAUUGUCUUGGAGAAUAACUACACCGCAUUGCAAAAUGCCAAGUAUGAAGGUUGGUACAUGGCAUUUACCAGAAGAGGGCGGCCUAGAAAAGGAUCCAAGACAAGACAACACCAACGAGAAGUUCAUUUUAUGAAGAGGUUGCCAAAAGGACACCACACCACAGAACCUCAUAAACGUUUUGAGUUUAUUAACUAUCCCUUCAAUAGAAGAAGUAAAAGGACUCGACACUCAAGCUCACGGUAGGAAAUGGAUUACAAUCCAUUCCUUAUUUGAUGGACUUCAAAUACAGACUACUCUAUUCUAAUAUAAAUAAGAAUAAAUAAAGAAAACAUGGACUAACUGUUUUAUAUAUAAAUAUACAUAUAUAUUUUUUUGUUUUUACAGAAGAUGAUCUAUUUUUUAUACUUAUGAAACUUUUUUGUUAAGAAAACAAGAAAUUUACAGACUAAAAAAAAAGGGCGCUCUUCACUUAGAUUUUAGUUUGUUUUUUUAUAUCUAGAAAAAAUAUGGUAGGUGAGGAUGAACCUUGGACCAAAAGUGCUACUUACAGAAUAAAGACACACUUAACCAAAAAAAAAAACAAGUAAAGAACAACAGAUACAGAAAAACUGAAGAAGAGCCUCAUUUUAUCUCUUCUUUACUGAACAUACAUCUGUUAGCAGAAGAGUUGAUCUUAUCAGACAUGCUUUUGAUUAUAUUUAAGAGCUGUUUUUUUACUAUUUUAGUUUCCUUAAUGGAAACAUUGAAUUACCUGAUUAACAGGUUUUCAUGAUGAACUGAAAAAGAAAUAUGAAUUUUUCUGCCAACGUGGACAAAUCAUCUUCCUUUACACAAAAGACCUCAAGUCUUGCAACUAUACGAUAAUGACACAAGAUGUAUCCUAGUGGUAGAAAAAAGUUGUUAAGAAUAGUGAUAAAAAAAAAAAAAAGAAAUAAUGUUAUUAUUUUUAAAACACUGUACAAAUGUCAGUUGCCUGGCAAGACAUUUAUCCUUUUUUUUUGAGGAUAUGUGUAAAUAUUAAUAUUAAUGAUGGAAAUAUUUAUUUAAAUGCGUAUUAAAAUUUGUACUAGUAUUAUAAAAA
Messenger RNA from Bombina bombina (fire-bellied toad), 2108 nucleotides. It is a transcript of the gene FGF8, whose product is annotated as fibroblast growth factor 8. The coding region runs from base 635 to 1270 and encodes 211 amino acids. NCBI's taxonomy places the organism in Eukaryota, Metazoa, Chordata, Amphibia, Anura, Bombinatoridae. Gene Ontology annotation, biological process: embryonic heart tube development; positive regulation of cell population proliferation; neuron differentiation. Gene Ontology annotation, cellular component: cytoplasm. The transcript has 5 exons. Gene Ontology annotation, molecular function: type 1 fibroblast growth factor receptor binding; type 2 fibroblast growth factor receptor binding; growth factor activity. The record is from RefSeq and is a predicted model, not a curated record.